CAACAAAUCCAUUUGAAAAAAUCAAUAUUAUCAUAGAAAAAACCCCUAGAUGAUCAAUGUCCAACAGAAAAUGUGUUGAUGCACAGCAUUAGACAACCUGUAGUGUGACAGCCAAUAGGAAGCCGCCGAGGAGUCACGUGACAGCAAAUUCCCCACAAGGCCAGUGGUGGAGCCGGGCAGCUGCGGGGAGGAUAUGUCGCGCUUCUCUCUGUUUUAAGGCGGGUUUUCUCUCCUUACCGGCCAUACCAGACCAUUUCCUGUUGACGGGGGAUUGGAUUGACACUCGCAAGAAGGAAAUCGUAAAGAUUGAGACUUGCUGUCCACAGCCAUGAAGGCUAUGGAACCAGGGGCACCUAUGAUAUCGGUGCCCGCAGGCGUUCUGAAAGAAUUCAUGUCGCCCACGAAUUCCCGUACUCCAACCCCACCACUAUCUGCUGCAGUUACUGUGUCUAACAUAACCAAUAAAAACUUUUUGCCGACUCUAUCCUCUGCCUCAAAUUCAAAUUCACGAACGUCAUCUCCUAUAUUGCCUAGCUCAAUCGAUAUUUCAGCAGUUACAGUUAAUUCAGUCGCCUCAGUAUCUACUCCAGAAUUGUCCACGUCUGUUGCCCUCACUAAUGGUCAAGUGUCAAAAGAUGAUAGUGUUAGUGACAGUGAGAAUGAAGAAAAUAAAAAAUCUAAAACUUUUGAUAAAAAGGAGGAGGCACCAGAAAAGCGAAGUAUACCUGAAGUGUUAGUUAAUGGUGUUACGUCGGGGGUUAAAAGAACGAGUGAGGAUGAAGGCGGCUCGGAAAAGCCAGAUCUAAAGAAGAUCAGAGUAUUUAAGCCCACACCAGAAGAUGUGCAUAAGAGGCUCCUCCAAAAUCUGGACCAACAUAUAUCGGAUCCCUAUAAACAACGAACCAAAUCCACCAACCAGAUUUCCCCCCCAAAAUUCGGAUUUCUAAAAAAUAAAUCCGGGUUCCGGGCGGGAUAUAGUGAAGUCCGGGUUGACGGUUCUUCACGAAAAACUAUUAAGGAAUUUAAUCAACAUCUGGAUCAAGUCUCCAAGAAAUAUGGGGACAGUGACAUACAAGAAAACAAGGACCUUGCAACUAUAAACGAACUACGAAGUUGUUAUAAUAAUGUUCCGGCGGGAGCUGGAGUUGUUAGUGGUGUUUGUAGUGGGGAUGGAAACAGUUCUGUCGUUGGUCAGGCAAAUGUUGCGACUAGAGCGCUCGUAAACUCGGGACAGUCUAAGGAUGUGGAAGUUUUAACGGCGACCCCUAAAAUGCGCGAAGUGUUGACUCCCAUCUCCAAGGAGAGAGAGAUAAUUAACUCUAAUAUGAGAGAAAGAGUGACGACAGUUGUAGAUAAGGAAAAUAAGCAAAUUAAAAGAAGACUACAGAGACUUCCGAGGAAGGAGUUGGAGAAUAUGAUCAUGCGGCAAUUCAGCGAGAAGACUCUUUAUCAGUGCGAGUUGGGAAAAAUGAAACAGCUGUGUGAGAAGUUGGAGACGACACUAGAAAGCAACCGCAAGAAGACCGCUCAAUUUCAUAAGGAGAUUGAAGACUUGAGAAAGGUUACGAAUAGAUUGUCUGCUGAGCAUUUGUCUCGGAAAGGACAGUACGUUGCUCCAAUAAGAAUCAAGAGAUCAGUUGGUAUUCAAGCAGCACCUCAUAUUAUAAACAAGGGUAUUAUGCACGCCAGCGGGAGUGGUGGUUUGAUAAAGACGAUCGCUCCACGGCCAUCAUCGCUGGUUGGGGUAAGCAGUUCCUCUAGUCCAGUCAAACCCUACCACCUUGUGGCAAGUGAAGUGUGCUCCCCACCAAAUGUCACGUUUCAAACUAAGAUGAUUCCUACUAGCAGCACGCAGCAGUCUCUCAUUACGCAAGGAACUGUUGGAAUUUUGGCUCAGUCUCAACCUAGUAUUGGUCGGCCACAGGCAAUGAAUAAUAUGGGUGGUACCACAGGUCUUCCUACUAUGGCAACUUCCGCACCCGGUUUGAGCACCAUCCGACCCACUGCCGGCCAGAUGCUGAUGAUGACAGCUGCAGGAGCCAUGCAGGCAUUGCCCAGAGCCACUAAUGCAGGUGUUAUCACCAUGGCUAGAGCACAAGAAAAUAUCACACCAGCACCUGCUACUCCACCUGCUUCAGACCCUGGAGAGGAGGAGGUAGCUUCCCUUCAGAAUAGUGUAUUGGUGUUGGAAAGACUCCAGAAUGGAGAGUCGGCUACCAAUAUCAGAAGGGAAUGUGACGUCAAUAAGUCUAGUGUUGGAGAGUGCAAGAAAACUCAAGCUUACCAAUCGCUACUUUGUAAUAAUGAAACAAAGUAUAAUGGAAAUGGCAAAUUUAAACAUAUUGAACCUGCAUUGACCUUUUGGAUAGAAAAUCAAAUGCAGAACCAUGUGCCCGUAUCAGAUGCCAUGAUCCAGAAGAAAGCUUGGCAGAUUUAUGAGCAUAUGUCUUGUGAAGGUGGACCUAGUGAAGAACCUCAGUUUAAUCAUGCUUGGCUCGAAGGCUUCAAGAAAUUUCACCAGUUUCAUAAUAUUUCCUUGACCAGUGAAUUUGGCAGUGCAGAUAAGGGUGCCGUAGAAGAAUUCCUGCCGAAGCUCUUGGAAAAUAUAGAAAAGGGAGGUUACAGUCCAGACCAAGUGUUUAAUGCCAAUGAGACUGAGCUGUAUUGGAAACGCCUUCCUGACUCGACCUUCGUUACCAAAGAUAAAACAUUUGUAUCGGGAUUGGAGACGGCUCAAGACUAUCUCUCUCUCUUAUUGUGUGCUAAUGCUUCUGGGGACUUAAAGAUGAAGCCCAUGAUGGUUUACCAUUCCAAGGAGCCUCAUUCACUGAAGGGCACAAGUCUGUCCCAGUUGCCUGUCUUGUGGAAAUGGAACAAGACGCCACGGGUGACUGCUGAACUCUUUGAAGACUGGUUUGUUAAUUAUGCUAUCCCUACAGUGCAAAAUUAUUGCCAGUGUAAGAACCUUGCAGAAAAGGCCCUCAUUUUAGUUGAUCACGCUCAAAAUCAUCCUCUGUAUCUCAAUGAUAUUCAUGAUACUAUCAAAAUUAUGUACUUGCCAAGGAACACGACAUCCCUUAUCCAGCCUUUGAGCCAAGGAAUAUUUACUCAACUGAAAUGUAUGUAUUUGAAGUCAGUAUUACAGAAUCUCUUGUUGGAAACAGAGGGAAAGGAAGCCAAUGAUGUGAAGGAGUUUUGGAAGUCUUACACAAUUAAAGACUGCAUAAUGUGUAUUUCCAAGUGUUGGUGUUCCAUAUCACAGGAGACAUUAAACUGUGUGUGGUAUAGUAUGUGGCCAGCUGUUGUGAGUGACUUUAAGGGUUUUCCUGACAGCAGCACAGAGGUGCAAAGAAUUGUAGAGAUUGCUUGUAAAAUUCCCGGUGAUGGCUUCAGUGACAUCACCAUUGAAGAUAUAAAUAAAUUAUUAGAAUCACACAAGGAGACAUUUUCAGUUGAUGAAUUGAUUAAAGUGUGUGCAAGAGCCAAGCACAAGGAGUGUGCAACUGUGUCUACCAAGUCUGCUAAUAUUGCAGAAGGAAAGAAAGAACAACUUGGAGUUUUCUUGGAAGAGCUUCUUAAAGCACAGCAGUGUCUUAAAAUUGACCCUGACCUAGAACGCAGCGCAAAUGUCAGUUCUUUCAUUGAGCAAGGUAUUUCUAUUUUCACUGAAGCCUAUGUAAAGUGUCACAAAAGUGGACCGAGUUAAUUGUUCCUGUGUAAGCUGGAUUUGACUAUGGCAUCUGUUUGCUAAUCUAACUUAAUAGGCAGUGUAAUUUUCAAUGUACAGUACAGCAUAUUUAAAUUUAUCACGUGUAGAUGAGAAGUUUUUAAAGGUUUAGCAACGUAUGUAAUGUUUUGCUUUUUAUACACGGCAUAUACAUGUGUUAUCAUGUAUUUACUUAUAAUGGAUGCUCUAGCCUUUUAACUAAAGCACAUUAUUGUAUAAUAAUGAUAUACCUGUCUAUUUAUAUUAGUAAUAAGGACUUUUUUAAUUGAGUAAAUAUUUCAAGGUUUGAAUAUUUGAAAUUUGAAUCAGUUUUGCAAGGGUUGGAGUAAUGCAAAUAUGACAAAAAUAGGAGCGGUUGUUGUGCAUUAAUAUGCUAGAUAAGCUGACAAUGAGUCCAAUAACAGGGCUGAAGAAUGAUGACCAAACCACACUUUUCAGAAGAUUUAGAAGCGACGAUAUUUCGGUCCAUCCUGAACCCUUAUCAAGUCGUGUUUUAUGAUUUGAUAACGGUCCAGGACGGACCAAAACGUCGUCGCUUCUCCGUCUUCUGACUUGUGCUUUGGUCAUCAUGGUAGAUAAGGAGUGGAGGGACUCUGACUUUUCUUGGGAAUAUUCUCUCCCUUAAUUUAAGGUGAAUCUGGUUAGAUUUAAAAUUAUGAUACCAAGCUGUAUUUUGUUUUGGAUUUCUUUUAAUAAGCUCAUUUAGUAAUUGACUUUUGUACAUGUUUUACAGCACAAUUCUCCACAUGGUUCAUAUAGUAUGUACAUGUGUGUGGUAUGUGUAUAAUAUAUAUAUAUAAAUGUGGUAUGUACAUAAUAUAUGUAGUUUGUGCAUAAUAUAUGUGGUAUGUACAUAAAAUA
This is a messenger RNA of Procambarus clarkii (red swamp crayfish), 4588 nucleotides long. Its product is annotated as activating transcription factor 7-interacting protein 1. Gene Ontology annotation, molecular function: protein binding; transcription coregulator activity; DNA binding. The record is from RefSeq and is a predicted model, not a curated record. NCBI's taxonomy places the organism in Eukaryota, Metazoa, Arthropoda, Malacostraca, Decapoda, Cambaridae. Gene Ontology annotation, biological process: regulation of DNA-templated transcription. Gene Ontology annotation, cellular component: nucleus; transcription regulator complex.